This is a messenger RNA of Anguilla rostrata (American eel), 2803 nucleotides long. Its product is annotated as F-box/LRR-repeat protein 14. Gene Ontology annotation, biological process: SCF-dependent proteasomal ubiquitin-dependent protein catabolic process. The record is from RefSeq and is a predicted model, not a curated record. The transcript has a single exon. Gene Ontology annotation, cellular component: SCF ubiquitin ligase complex. NCBI's taxonomy places the organism in Eukaryota, Metazoa, Chordata, Actinopteri, Anguilliformes, Anguillidae. Gene Ontology annotation, molecular function: protein binding. The coding region runs from base 510 to 1712 and encodes 400 amino acids.
CAAGUCAGUUUGAAAAGAUCAGACAAAGGCAGCAGGAAGCCCCUCGGCUUGGCAAUGCGUGCGAGCAGAGCGCAAAGACAAACCGAAACCUUUCUCUUUUCGCGAUUGCAUUAGGAAGAGACGUUCGACCCGGCCCGGAUUUUUACCUACAAGCCUAGAACGAGUAUUUUUAAAGAUCUUUUUGAAAAUGUACGACCGUUUGGAUCCCCCGGGUGACCGAGAAGGAUUUGCUGAAGACAAAAUGGGUUGUGCUGUCUGAGCGGUAGCUUGCGUUUCCCCCCUUUGGUUAAGGUUUGCAAUGGAACUAGCUUUUUUGGCUUUUUGUAUUUGAAUCCUACUGCGCAACCCAGACGGAUCACGUGGGUCGCGCGGAGUUGAUCGAUUUACUCAAAUAUAUCAAAAGAUAAACGGAAAGGGUGUAAAAUAUAUUUUUUGCCUGGCCAAUAGACGAUACUUGAAAUAAAAACAACGGCUGGGGUUAACCGCAAUAUUUUUUGUGCGUGUGUAAAAUGGAGACGCACAUUUCGUGUCUCUUCCCGGAAAUUUUAGCCAUGAUUUUCAGUUACUUGGAUGUGAGGGACAAAGGCAGAGUGGCCCAAGUGUGUACAGCUUGGAGGGACGCGUCUUACCACAAGUCGGUCUGGCGAGGGGUGGAAGCCAAGUUACAUCUGAGGAGGGCCAACCCGUCCCUGUUCCCCAGCCUUCAGGCCCGGGGAAUCAGGAGAGUGCAGAUCCUCAGCCUUAGGCGCAGCCUGAGCUACGUGAUACAGGGGAUGCCGAAUAUCGAGAGCCUAAAUCUUAGUGGCUGCUAUAACUUAACGGAUAACGGCCUGGGGCAUGCUUUCGUACAGGAAAUCCCUUCCCUGCGGGUCCUCAACCUCAGCCUCUGUAAGCAGAUCACCGACUCCAGCCUGGGCAGAAUCGCCCAAUACCUGAAAAACUUGGAGGUACUGGAACUUGGUGGGUGCAGCAAUAUCACCAACACGGGUCUGUUACUCAUUGCGUGGGGUUUGCACAGACUGAAGAGUCUCAACCUUCGCAGUUGCCGGCAUGUGUCGGACGUUGGCAUCGGGCAUCUGGCCGGCAUGACCCGGAGCGCGGCCGAGGGUUGUCUCAACUUGGAGUACCUAACCUUACAAGACUGUCAAAAGUUGACGGACCUCUCCCUCAAACACAUCUCAAAAGGCUUGACGAAGCUCAAAGUUCUCAACCUAAGUUUUUGCGGGGGGAUCUCGGACGCCGGCAUGAUUCAUUUGUCCCACAUGACCAGUCUUUGGAGCCUUAACCUUCGGUCUUGUGACAACAUCAGCGAUACGGGCAUCAUGCAUCUGGCUAUGGGAACUCUGAGAUUGUCGGGACUGGACGUAUCAUUUUGCGACAAGAUUGGUGACCAAAGCCUGGCGUACAUAGCCCAGGGUCUCUACCAGUUGAAAUCGUUGUCCCUGUGCUCUUGCCACAUAAGUGACGAUGGCAUCAACAGGAUGGUGCGCCAAAUGCACGAGCUCAGGACCCUGAACAUUGGCCAGUGCGUGCGGAUUACAGACAAAGGACUUGAGCUCAUUGCAGACCACUUGACACAGUUGACUGGAAUCGAUCUUUAUGGAUGUACAAAAAUCACUAAACGGGGACUGGAGAGGAUAACGCAGCUUCCCUGCCUUAAAGUUUUAAACCUGGGACUGUGGCAGAUGACCGAAAGUGAGAAAGUGAGGUGAAACUUGUGAGAUAUAGAGGGAGACAGAGGGGAGGGAGGAAAGGGGGAGGGGUGAGUGGGCGGGGGAAUUUUCAUAAUUAAAAAAAAAAUGUUUGCUGAACUUCAUAGUUAAAUAUUUUUCAAUUUAAUGCACAAUAAAACUGUGACUUAAAUUCCGUUAGACACAAUAAACAAUAAUUAUUAAAUAUAUAAUUUCUAAACUAUUCUGUCCCAUGAGACAUUGUUUCUCAACUUUUAAAUUCUUUUAAAAAGUCGCAAAUGUUAUGUUUACUUGAUGCUCCCCCAGCAUCUCGUCUAAAAUAUCUUGGCUACCUCGUUAAUUCAUUUUUAAAAAUCUGUAUUCUUUAGAAGAAAUAAAUGGGAGACAAAUUGUGCCUAGGAAAAUAUCCCCUCCCCCACUGCCUCUUUCUAUAGAGAACGGGGAAAAGAAUGGGUUUUUAACUAUCUUUGUUAAAUUUCCUCCACAUUCUUAUCAGUUAUAGAAACGUAAGUGUUUCAAACCCAGUGUUCUUAGUUCGGAUUAAACCAAGUUUAUGCAAAGACGGACAAAAUACAGAAUUGGGGGGAAAUACAAAAUACGUUUUUUGUUUUGUUUUAGCGCAACUUACGGGCCUCAAAGCCCGGGGUUCAAGCUUUGAGUAAGGCGUCCUUCAGCUGGUGUAUUUAUGCUUAUGUAAGCAGAUUUGAAAAUUAAUAGCUGUAAUUCAGAGCGUCGUACUUCAAAUUGAAGUGAUUUCCUUUUUAACAGAUAGGCUACCCCGUUUCAAAUGUUUCUCGCUCAAGACUAAUUCCGCUGUAUCAAACAUUCUGAUUUGCUUCCUUCUUACGAUAAGCAAAUUCAUUCAUUGGCGGAAUAUCUGAGUUUGGGGGGAAAAAAUCAACAUUUAAAAUAAAGGAGGAUGCAAAAAAAGAUUGAUUUUUUUUCGUGGGUAACAAGCGAAUGCGUGUCAGGCCUGUGUAACAUGAUGUAUCGACCUGCAACAUCUAUCGAGUCCUGCUGAAAAGCUACUGUGUUCAAAUGUACUGUGUGUGUAUUUGUAAGAAAAAAAAAUCCAAAUUAAAUUGUUUUAUAUUCUUACGGUAAACAUGAAA